Molecule: messenger RNA, 2327 nt
Organism: Gopherus flavomarginatus (Mexican gopher tortoise)
Lineage: Eukaryota; Metazoa; Chordata; Testudines; Testudinidae
Gene: PACSIN1
Product: protein kinase C and casein kinase substrate in neurons 1
Exons: 11
Coding region: 472-1809 (445 amino acids)
Biological process (GO): regulation of endocytosis; positive regulation of dendrite development; cytoskeleton organization
Cellular component (GO): cytoplasm; plasma membrane; endosome
Molecular function (GO): protein binding; phospholipid binding
Source: RefSeq, a predicted model, not a curated record
AGCGCGGCUCUAAGCAUAUUCACUGCCUUUUCUGCAGUACUGUUUUCACCUUGUGCUGCCGGGCGAGUCAUCAUGCAGGGCCCAGGCGGGGAUUGGCUGGCUAAAAAUGCCUCUCUAAUCUGUGCGCUGAUCUUUACCCCCCUCCUCCCCAUCUGCUGUGACCUUCCUGCCAAUGUGCAGCGUGAGAGAAGGACCCAGUAGGCGUCCCUGGCAGCUGGAUCCUAUACAAUAGGGGAGGCAGCCAGCCUGCAGGGCCUUCUGCCUGACAGGUGCUGGGACCUCGCCUUUCCACCAGCCUCCCAUGGUCUCCGCUGUCACUUCUCAAAGAGCGCUUUGCAGGAGGAGGGUCGUCACUUUGCCCUUGGAAGGCUCUGCAGCCCCUUCAGCCCAGCGUGUGCCAGAAGUGCAUGAGGUCUGGUGCUUCCUGGAGAGCGGCUGAGCGUGUGCAUUAAAGCCUGAGGAACGGGAACCAUGUCAGGCUCCUACGAUGAGUCUGCUACGGCUACAGAAGAAAUAACCGACAGCUUCUGGGAGGUGGGGAACUACAAACGGACGGUGAAACGGAUCGACGACGGGCACCGGCUCUGCAAUGACCUGAUGAACUGCGUCCACGAGCGGGCCAAGAUCGAAAAGGCCUAUGCCCAGCAGCUGACUGACUGGUCGAAGAGGUGGAGGCAGCUGAUCGAGAAAGGCCCGCAGUAUGGCAGCUUGGAGAGGGCGUGGGGAGCCAUGAUGACAGAGGCAGACAAGGUGAGCGAGUUGCAUCAGGAUGUGAAGAACAGCCUGCUGAAUGAGGACUUUGAGAAGGUGAAGAACUGGCAGAAGGACGCCUACCACAAGCAGAUCAUGGGAGGCUUCAAGGAGGCCAGGGAGGCAGACGACGGCUUCCGGAAAGCGCAGAAACCCUGGGCCAAGAAAAUGAAGGAGGUGGAGACGGCCAAGAAAGCAUAUCACCUGGCGUGCAAAGAGGAGAAGCUGGCAAUGACCCGGGAAGCCAACAGCAAGGCAGAGCAGUCCAUCACUGCAGACCAGCAGAAGAAGCUCCAGGACAAGGUGGAAAAGUGCAAGCAAGAUGUGCAAAAGACCCAAGAGAAGUACGAGAAGGUGCUGGAGGAGCUGAACAAGUGCACCCCGCAGUACAUGGAGAGCAUGGAGCAGGUGUUUGAGCAGUGCCAGCAGUUCGAAGAGAAGAGGCUCAUCUUCCUGAAGGAGGUGCUGUUGGACAUCAAGCGGCACCUGAACCUGGCUGAGAGCAGCAGCUACACCAAUGUCUACCGCGAGCUGGAGCAAACCAUCCGUGUGGCAGAUGCGCAGGAGGACCUCAGGUGGUUCCGCAGCACCAGCGGCCCGGGGAUGCCUAUGAACUGGCCCCAGUUUGAGGAGUGGAACCCGGACCUCUCACACACGAUAACAAGGCGAGAGAAGAUUAAGAAGAACGAAGGGGUGACCCUGACCAACGCCACUGCAGUGGGCGAGUCAGCAGCAGUGGCCGGGGACCGCGGCAGCGUGAGCAGCUACGACCGCAGCCAGCCCUACACCACUGAGUGGUCAGACGAUGAGGGCGGCAACUCCUUCAGUGCCAGCGAGGCCAACGGCGGCGCCAACCCCUUUGAGGAGGAGCCGGCGGGGAAGGGAAUGCGCGUGCGGGCUCUGUAUGACUACGAUGGGCAGGAGCAGGAUGAGCUGAGCUUCAAAGCGGGCGACGAAUUAACCAAAUUAGGUGAAGAAGAUGAACAAGGAUGGUGCAAAGGGCGUCUAGACAAUGGGCAACUCGGCCUUUACCCAGCCAACUAUGUGGAGUCUAUUUAACCUCGUGGUGUUCUCAUCAUUGCUGUCAGAAAAUAAACAAACCCUCCGUCGUCUUCAUUUCUCUACACCAACCAACCAGCCAUCUUGCCGUCUGGUCACUCACGCUGCACCAUUAGAGAUUCAAACAUAUUUUCCAACCAAGCUUUUAUUUUUUUAAGAGCUGUCUCAGAAGAGUAUUUUGCAUACUGGCUUUUCUUCCUCUUCUUCUUCUAAGAUAUUGUGAAGUGAAAGGUCGACGCUGGCUGUGAUUUUUUUUUUCAAAGCAGAAAGCCAAUACCUCAAGAUAUUAAAGCCCAACCAAUGAGGGCAUUUCCAGGGCUUCUGAUUGGUUGGUUUUUAAGGUUAUUGUAAUCAUAAGCCCACCUUCCCGUUGGCUGGAACUGUUCCAAAACACACAGUGUGUCAACUGCUGGGACCGGUCAAAUUUGCCCUAUUUGAACAUAACCAAAUUAAAAUGGGAGGAAAUGGAAUUUAUCCCCUUUUAUUUAUGUAUACAUUUUUAUACUCACCCUCUCUAA